AUGUGGCGCCUCCUUACGGCAGCAGCAGCACCGCUGCUGCUGCUGUUUUCUCAUCUCCCCUUCUCUUCUCUCGCAUCUAACCAGUCUGCUGACUUUGGCGGAGGUGACUUGACAGCUGAUGCGCGGCUAGUAACCGAGCACGUCGAGCUGCUGGCCUGGUACCUUCAGAACGACAGACUGGCGGUGGCUCACGUCGCCAUCUGCCUCUUAGAGGGGCCCCACAAAGAAAUUUCUCGGGCUGUGAUUGACAAAUGCCAGGGCGACUAUGAGUUCAUCCGUUACUCCGUCAAGGAUUUCAUCGUUGACUUGCCUCGAUCCUCAGUGCGUCUGGCUAGCUAG
Eimeria mitis is the source of this 339-nucleotide messenger RNA. RefSeq lists its product as uncharacterized. The record is from RefSeq and is a predicted model, not a curated record. The coding region runs from base 1 to 339 and encodes 112 amino acids. Lineage: Eukaryota; Apicomplexa; Conoidasida; Eucoccidiorida; Eimeriidae. The transcript has 3 exons.